AUGGCGCCCAUGAAAUCACCGAGAUCCAACCACACCAGUAGUAAUUAUGGCGAGGGCAUUGUCCGCCAGGCCAAUAUCCUCGCCAGUUGCUACGGGCCGAGUGGUAUUCCUGAGGUCCCUUCGACGGGACUUCCAUCGCCGCCAUCAAGCCCCCCCCUCGCGGCCCUCACGACGACCAACCAGCUCGCGCUGACCCCCAAGGCGAGGUCACCAUCAUCGCGCGCCAGCAGCGUUGGUCGCAACGGCUCCGGCACUAGUGCCUGGCAUCGCCGUCGAGGGGGGGCAGCACUGCGCAUCAGGGAAGAAUGUGAGAGGUUCUUCUGUGAGACGCUGCGCGUCAUGUUUCUGGGUGAGAGGAACGCGACGAUGCAGAGCUCCGGCCUGGCCAGUGUUAACGACAACUUUGACAACGUCAACCAUAACAACAACAUCUUCGACCAUAGCGGCAGCAACGACAUCAGCCGCAACGACGGGCACGGACGUGCACCUGUAAUGGGGCAUUACGGCCAGCUUACGCCGCCGGACGACUUCCCAAUUACGGGUGAAACCAUGAUGGGUCAUCAACGGCGCCAGGGUCACGACGCACGACGGGGCAUCACCGGCUGGCUGGAAAUUUGGGACUACGCUGGUGGCUCGAGCUUCCGCGGCUUCGUGGCGGAAGAUGCUAGCCGGGGAGUCACGUCGUUGUUCGUCUUUUUUGAUGCACACUCCAUUACUCGUGAUAUGAAGCAGGCACUCGUUGCUCUUAUUGAGCUGGCCGAGGGGCCUCUUGCUUGCUCUCACAUGGUCAUUUGCAUUGAGCGAUCGAUACCCGAGGAGGAAGCAAAAGCAUUGACGAAGGGUCUUCAAUGGGCGGGUUUCUCGCUUACCACACUUGACUUCUGGUCGAGUGGAUUUGAUGUUCUGAGCGAUCGCUGGCUAUUCAUGGGCAUGGAGAUUUAGGCGUCCGAGGCGUGUGGCUACAUUUCGUUUAUUCACAUUCAUCUGCGACUUUUCCUGCCGCUUGCUCUUCAACUUCGCCCCUUUUGACCUUUUUGUUGAGGCUGUCUUCGUUGGCAAUUAGCGUUAUUCAUAGG
This is a messenger RNA of Chaetomium strumarium, 1076 nucleotides long. RefSeq names its product ornithine decarboxylase antizyme-domain-containing protein. Gene Ontology annotation, molecular function: ornithine decarboxylase inhibitor activity. Lineage: Eukaryota; Fungi; Ascomycota; Sordariomycetes; Sordariales; Chaetomiaceae. The transcript has 3 exons. Gene Ontology annotation, biological process: positive regulation of protein catabolic process. The record is from RefSeq and is a predicted model, not a curated record. Bases 1 to 942 code for a protein of 313 amino acids. Gene Ontology annotation, cellular component: nucleus; cytoplasm.